GGUACUUUUUGACAUCACACAAGAAGAUGUUUUGUUUCUGGCUUCACCUCUGACCUUUGAUCCCUCUGUUGUGGAAAUAUUUGUUGCUCUUUCAAGUGGUGCCUCUCUGCUUAUUGUACCAACUUCAGUCAAAGUACUCCCAUCAAAAUUAGCCGAUGUUCUCUUUUUCCAUCACAGAGUGACAAUUCUGCAGGCAACACCAACAUUGCUUAGAAGAUUUGGAUCUCAGCUUAUCAAGUCAACUGUUUUAUCAGCCAGUACUUCUCUUCGAGUAUUAGCCCUUGGUGGCGAAGCAUUUCCGUCAUUGACUAUUCUCAAAAGCUGGAGAGGAGAAGGCAAUAAAACACAAAUAUUUAAUGUGUAUGGUAUCACAGAAGUAUCAAGUUGGGCAACCUUUUACAGGAUUCCAGAGAAGAUUCUUAACUCUACUUUGAAAUGUGAAUUGCCCGUACAGCUGGGAUUUCCUCUGCUUGGAACAGUAGUUGAAGUCAGAGACACUAAUGGUUUCAUAAUUCAAGAAGGCAACGGCCAAGUAUUUUUAGGUGGCAGAAACAGAGUCUGUUUUCUUGAUGAUGAAAUAACAGUACCACUUGGCACAAUGCGAGCCACAGGAGACUUUGUGACUGUGAAAGAUGGAGAGAUGUUUUUCUUGGGACGAAAGGAUAGUCAGAUCAAACGUCAUGGCAAACGUCUUAACAUUGAACUUGUGCAACAGCAUGAAGAAAUGGUUGUUUUUAAAAUUAGUUACAAAAUGGAUUUUGGUGUCUGUAAAAUUGAUGUUUCUGAGUUGAACAAGAUAUAUUUAAACUACAUAAAUGUGAAGUCUGAGAAUAAGCUCAAUGGAAAAGAGGAGCUUUGGGAAAAAUUACAGUAUUUGUGGAAGUCUAUUCUGAAUCUCUCAGAAGAUCUUUUGAAGGUUCCUGAUGAGUCACACUUCUUGAGUAGUGGUGGAGAUUCCUUAAAGUCCAUACGGCUCCUCAGUGAGAUUGAAAAACUUGUUGGUACAUCAGUACCUGGGCUUCUGGAAACUAUUCUCAGCAAUUCCAUUUUAGAGAUUUACAAUCAUAUCCUUCAAACAGUGUUUCCAGAUGAAGACCUGACAUUCAGGAAGAGUUAUGCCCCAAAAAGGAAACUUAGUGGCAUCGAUCAAGAGGAAGCCAGUGGAAAGUCUUUACAUCAGAAAUCUGUCAUGCCCUUAAAUUGCAAUGAGAUAAAUGCUUUUGUUGCACUGAGGAGAGGGAACCAGAUUUUUUCUUUGAAUACUACUAGGUUUUCAACCAAGAUAAGACACUGCUCUUUGGCCUAUUCUUCUGAUUUAAUUUCACAGAAUAACAUUCAAGAUUUCAAAGGCUUAAAUCCUCCAGCUCUUAUUGGGAAGUCCAAAGAUCCAUCCUGUGUUGCUAAAGUUUCUGAAGGGAGGAAACCUGUGAUAGGAGCUGAGAAAAUGGAGUUACAUGUGAGGUGGAGGUCAGACACUGGCAAAUGUGUAGAUGCUUCACCUCUGGUUGUAAUUCCAGUUGUUGAAAAGUCAUCUGCAACUGUGUACAUCGGCUCCCAUUCUCAUAGAAUGAAGGCAAUUGACCUUUACUCUGGGAAGGUGAAAUGGGAGCAGAUUUUGGGAGAUCGAAUUGAAUCCUCAGCAUGUAUAUCUAAGUGUGGAAACUUUAUUGUAGUGGGCUGUUAUAAUGGAUUAAUUUAUGUUCUGAAAAGUAAUAGUGGAGAAAAAUACUGGAUGUUUACUACCGAGGAUGCCGUCAAAAGCUCAGCAACCAUGGAUCCAACCACAGGACUCUUUUACAUUGGAUCUCAUGACCAGCAUGUAUAUGCUUUAGAUAUUUAUAAAAAGAAGUGUGUUUGGAAGUUAAAAUGUGGAGGAUCUGUCUUUUCUUCUCCUUGUUUGAGCCUGAUUCCACAUCAUUUGUAUUUUGCUACACUGGGCGGACUUUUACUGGCUGUAAAUCCUGCUACUGGGAACAGAGUAUGGAAACAUUCCUGUGGAAAACCACUCUUCUCUUCUCCACAGUGUUGCCUACAGUAUAUUUGUAUUGGCUGUGUAGAUGGAAAUUUGCUCUGCUUUACUCACUUGGGAGAACAGGUUUGGCAAUUCUCUACCAGUGGACCAAUCUUUUCAUCCCCAUGUACCUCAGCAUCAAAGCAAGAAAUAUUUUUUGGUUCCCAUGAUUGCUUUAUCUACUGUUGUAACAUGGAAGGUCACCUCCAAUGGAAAUUUGAAACUACGUCAAGGGUGUAUGCAACACCAUUUGCUUUCCAUAACCACAGUCAUAGCAAUGAAAUGUUGCUGGCAGCAGCAUCUACUGAUGGGAAAUUGUGGAUCUUGGAAUCUCAGAGUGGACAAUUACAAAGUGUAUUUGAUCUUCCCGGAGAAGUCUUCUCUUCUCCUGUGGUCUGGGAAUCAAUGCUA
Messenger RNA from Galeopterus variegatus (Sunda flying lemur), 2422 nucleotides. RefSeq names its product acyl-CoA synthetase family member 4-like. The annotation marks the transcript as partial. The record is from RefSeq and is a predicted model, not a curated record. The transcript is spliced from 11 exons. Gene Ontology annotation, molecular function: protein binding. NCBI's taxonomy places the organism in Eukaryota, Metazoa, Chordata, Mammalia, Dermoptera, Cynocephalidae. Gene Ontology annotation, biological process: amino acid activation for nonribosomal peptide biosynthetic process.